Messenger RNA from Sungouiella intermedia, 1170 nucleotides. The record is from the annotation of a GenBank genome assembly. Lineage: Eukaryota; Fungi; Ascomycota; Pichiomycetes; Serinales; Metschnikowiaceae.
AUGCUCCGCAGAUUCUACUCCACCCCUGCCUUGCGUAAGACCCCAUUGUACGAGAGCCAUGUCAAGUACGGUGCCAAAUUCGUGCCCUAUGCUGGCUUUGAGAUGCCUAUCAUGUACAAGGACCAAACCCAUAUUGAAUCCCACAACUGGGUCCGUUCUAAGGUGGGGUUGUUCGAUGUAAGUCAUAUGUUGCAACACCGCUUUGAAGGUCCUGAUGCUGUUGCCUUCUUGCAGAAAAUCACCCCAAUCGACUUGUCUCAGCUUGACCCUUUCACCUCCAGCUUAUCGGUGUUGCUUAACAACGAUGGAGGUAUCAUUGACGACACCAUCAUUACCAAACAUGGUGAAGAUAAGUUCUACAUGGUCACCAAUGCCGGAUGCAGAGAUAAAGAUCUUGCUUUCAUCGCCGAGGAAUUGAAGGCAUUCCCUGGUGCCAACCACACCACCUUCGAAGGCACCUUAUUGGCUGUGCAAGGACCUCAGGCGGCCAAUUUGAUGCAGAAAUUCACCAAUGAAAAGUUGCUGGAUGUUACAUUUGGCCAUACUCAGUUCUUAAAGUUGAACACCGGAAUUGAAUCAGACAUUCACCUUUCCAGAACCGGCUACACUGGAGAAGAUGGCUUUGAGCUUUCUAUCCCCUCCACCAACGACGCCGAAUCCAAGCAAGCCAGAGAGUUCUUUGAGAUGUUGAUUGAUGAGUACCCCGAGUUGGUCAAACCAAUCGGAUUGGCUGCAAGAGAUUCCUUGAGAUUGGAGGCCGGAAUGUGUCUUUACGGCAACGAAUUGAACGAGAACAUCACGCCUGUUGAAGCUUCAUUGGCAUGGUUGAUUCCUAAAACCAGAAGAAGUGAGGAAGCUGGCUUCAACGGCAGCUCAAAGAUCUUGGAACAAUUGACUAACAAGGGGUUAGUGAAGAGUCGUCGUAUUGGAGUGGUUUCUAAGGGUCCAGCCCCAAGAACCGGAGCAAAGAUCUUGGAUUCCGAUGGUAAUGAAGUGGGACACAUCACGUCUGGCUCUUUGUCGCCAACUUUGGGGCUGAACGUUGCUCAGUCAUACAUUGACAAGAAAGUGAAGAUUGGAUCUGACGUCCAAAUUGAUAUCAGAGGCAAGUUGAGACCAGGUAAGGUGACCAAGCUUCCUUUCGUGGAGAACAACUUCUACAGAGGGUAA